Messenger RNA from Anguilla anguilla (European eel), 948 nucleotides. RefSeq lists its product as uncharacterized. The record is from RefSeq and is a predicted model, not a curated record. The transcript has 7 exons. Bases 46 to 948 code for a protein of 300 amino acids. Lineage: Eukaryota; Metazoa; Chordata; Actinopteri; Anguilliformes; Anguillidae.
AAAGUAUUAGCUCCACACAACAGCACUGACCUUGGAGCAGCUGCGAUGUCUAAGUUGGAAAAGAUAUUCUCCCUACUUCAGAGGUUCCGAUUGGAAUCUUACUACAAUGCAUAUCUUGAAAUUGGGGUAAAAGAUGAGAGAGACUUCAUUGAUAGUAUUGAUGAUGACAUCUUAGCAACUUUAGGUUUAUCUCAAUUAGAGAAGAAAAGAUUUGCAAACAUGCAGACACACAUUCAAAAGCUUGGAAGCACGAUAGAAAAGUCGACGGAGGCAUUCAAGGUGACAUACAGCUUCCCCAAAUGCUCUGAGCCUAAAGAGAUCAGUGACAUAGAUCCAUCUCAGAACACGCUGGAUGAUCUGAUGCUCCGGAUUGGUUUUCAGGAACAAAUAGGCAAUGACAAAGCCAUGUGUAUUUACACAGUAGACGGAAUGCCUUUAACAGACGAUCCUUUCUUCAACACAUGGAGUUUAAAGGACAGGCACAUUGAAAAUGGAAGUGAGCUGUACGUCAUAUUUACACCCAAGCAGAACCUUCGAGCCGCACCAGCAGUCAUUUCACAGGAGACCAGUGAGAUUCCCGGGGAUGACAUUGUCCGGUGCCACAUCAUGCUCAAGGGAGACUAUGAAAUUCAGUUGGACUUGGAAAAAGACACACUGAGGGACCUGAGAAGGAAGCUGUCCAAAGAAAGCGGAAUACCUGUACAUGUCCUGCAUGCUAGAGAUGUAGGAGGAGGACCUGGACAAUCCUUGAAAGAUCUUGAGAUCAGCAGCCAGUCUGUGGUUCAUUUCUCACUGUCUUCAUUUGAAAACACAUACAUGAAAUACACAGAAUUCUUCAUGUCUGACAUUUCCCCUUCAGUUCAACAAACACAGAAGGGAAUGAGUGUUUUCUUCUCGACAUUCUAUAUCAUUGUAAGCUAUGAUGACCCUUUUUCUCAUGCUCCUUAG